AUGACAGGUAUCCCUCGAAGCAUUGCUGAACACGAGCUAAGGAUACCACCUGGUGUCAAGCCUGUUGUCCAAAAGAAGAGAAGUCUAGCACCCAAAAGAAGUUUGGCUGCAUGCCAAGAGGUAGAAAUGCUUGUCUCAGCUGGAAUUCUCUGGGAAGUUAAGUAUCAGUCCUGGGUUGCAAAUCCAGUCAUGGGUUACCAUGAAAUCCUUAUGAAAGAAGAAAAUGAAGAAAAGACCGUUUUUCACACGGACAAAGGUAUCUUUUGCUACCAAAAGAUGCCUUUUGGUCUUAAGAACGCGGGUGCAACCUACCAACGACUUGUUGACAAAGCCUUUGCUAGUCAAAUUGGUAGAAACAUGGAAGCAUAUGUCGAUGAUUUGGUAAUCAAAAGCAAAACAGAAUACCAAAUGCUUGAUGACAUCCAUGAAACCUUCAAGAACCUAAGGAAGGUCAACAUGAAACUCAACCCCAAGAAAUGUUCGUUUGGGUUUGAAGAAGGUAAAUUCCUGGGGCAUAUUGUGGGAAAACAAAGUAUAAAGGCCAACCCAAACAAGGUCAAGGCCGUUCUUGAAACCAAACCACCACAAAGCAAAAAGGAGGGUGCUCCGAAAAAAAAAUUCAAGUUGACUGAAGAGGCUGAGGAAGCCUUCAACCAAAUGAAGCAACACCUAGCUUCACUUCCUAAGAUUGCAGCCCUAGAAACAGGAGAACUGAUCUCUGUAUACCUUUCGGUUGGUGAAGAAGCAAUAAGUACGUUUUUAACCAUCGAACGAGACAAAGUUCAGACCACCAACAAUGAAGCCGAAUACGAAGCAUUGAUAGCCGGCUUGAAGCUAGCCAAGGAAAUGAAGGUUCAAAAGCUUCAAGUCUUCACAGAAUUGUUGCUGGUAUCAAGUCAAGUCAAUGAUUGCUAUGUUGCAAAGGAGCCCAACAUGAAGAGAUACAAGGAAAAGUCUAAAGAGUUGAUAAACACAUUCCAAACAUGUACCGUCAAGCAAAUUCUAAGGUCUCAAAACAAGAAAGCUGAUGCCUUGAGUAAACUCACCUCUCUCACCUUUGCCCACCUUACCAAAAAAGUUCAAGAUGUGAUCACCGAAGAGAGCCCCAAUUGGAUUACUCCUAUUAAAAAAUUCCUUAAAGACAGUGAAAUCCUCUACAAAAAGGGUUACCUUGCACCCUUACUGAGAUGUGUCGGUCCUGAACAAAGCCAGUACUUGGUCAAAGAGGUUCAUGAAGGGAUAUGCGGAGCUCAUUUUGGAGCAAGAACGGUGGUUGCUAAACUAAUGAACCUCGGGUAUUUUUGGCCUUCAAUGCACCGGGACACUGUCGAGCAAUUAAGAAAAUGUGAAGCCUGUCAGGUACAUGCACCGGUGCCCAAGAGCCCCAAACACGAUCUCGUCACGAUAUCUUCAGCUUGGCCAUUUCACAAAUGGGGAAUGGACAUUGUUGGUCCAUUCCCACCAGCCAAGGGUGGAGUAAAAUUUCUAUUGGUGGCCAUAGACUAUUUUACCAAGUGGCCUGAAGUCAAACCACUCGCAAAAAUCACGGGCAAACAGGUCAUCGAUUUUGUCUGGGAGAACAUCAUUUGUCGCUAUGGGUUGCCGGGAGUGUUGAUCACAGAUAAUGGGAAACAAUUCGCUGAGAAGCCUUUUAGCACUUACUGCAAAGAGUUCAGGAUAACUCAGGUUUUCAGCUCAGUGGCAUGCCCACAAUCAAACGGUCAAGUUGAAAGGAUGAACUGGAGCAUAGUUGAAGGGAUCAAGACUCGGUUGGGAAGGCAUGAAAGCAAUUGGCUCGAAGAAUUGGCAAACGUUCUAUGGGCUAUAAGAACAACGGAAAAAGCAAGCCACAAAAGAACACCUUACAGCUUGGUGUUCGGAUCGGAAGCCGUGAUUCCAACCGAAGUAGGAGUAUUGACUCAAAGAACACUCAACAUGGAUCCUGAAACGAACAACAAAGAGACCAUGUUGAACUUACAAUUCCUCGAGGAAACACGAGACCAAGCUGCAAUCCAAGAAGCCAAGUAUAAACAAAAGAUGAAAGCUUACUACAACAAAAAAGUCAAGAAUGAACGCUUCAAGCCAUGA
Messenger RNA from Helianthus annuus (common sunflower), 2088 nucleotides. RefSeq lists its product as uncharacterized. Lineage: Eukaryota; Viridiplantae; Streptophyta; Magnoliopsida; Asterales; Asteraceae. The record is from RefSeq and is a predicted model, not a curated record. Bases 1 to 2088 code for a protein of 695 amino acids. Gene Ontology annotation, biological process: DNA integration. Gene Ontology annotation, molecular function: nucleic acid binding; RNA-DNA hybrid ribonuclease activity. The transcript is spliced from 6 exons.